Messenger RNA from Chinchilla lanigera (long-tailed chinchilla), 2287 nucleotides. Its product is annotated as chromosome unknown open reading frame, human C6orf47. The coding region runs from base 768 to 1646 and encodes 292 amino acids. The transcript has a single exon. The record is from RefSeq and is a predicted model, not a curated record. NCBI's taxonomy places the organism in Eukaryota, Metazoa, Chordata, Mammalia, Rodentia, Chinchillidae.
UCCGGGCUCCGCGGCUCCGGGCUGCUCGGGGAGGCCGGGCCGCAGCGCAGGGCCCGGGGCGGCCCAGCAGAGCGGCAGAGCGUGGGGACGCCAGGGCGCGCGCUGCGGCUGGAGACCGGGAUCUCCAAGGACGUCUCGCUCCUGACCUUGCGGCCUCUGCUCCUCUGCUGCGCCCUCGUGGGCGAGGCGGGGGGUGGCACUCUGUGGGAAUCGUCGCCCCUAAAUCGAGAGGCUGACGCUACAGGCUGGAGGUUGCUGGACACCUGCAUCCGUCUCCCCAGAGACUUCCUGUUCCCUGAGCUGCCUCGGGGCAGCAGCUUAAGACUCCUCGGAAGCGGGAGGACCGAAGCACCCCGGCCACCCUUCGUCCUCUUUGAUGGAGCACCUCCCCAGUUUCUGGGGCACCUUGGGGUGUGGCGUUGGUGAGUGAAACUUGGGGUGCUGCCUGCCGGGAAGGAAGUCGGAAGCACAGCGGAUACUGUGGGGGUGACCCCGGCCUGGCGAGGCCCUGAGACUUGAAGUCUGUGGGUGGUGGCGAAUGAAUUUGGCUGUGCCUCCCUUCCUUACCCCGAACUGAAAAGGAGCCAAGCCACACCGGCCACUGCAUGACCGUUCAGGGAGUCGGGGAGCCCCUUGUGAAUUCGGAGUAGGAGAAAUCACCACCAGAUACCUGUUCUGAACCCGAGCAGAUUCUGCCUUCCGAAGCGGCCCAGCGAAGGGCCGGGCAGCGGCCGUGGGACCGGGGGAGCUCUCUGCACAUCCCAGCCAUGUUCCUGCGACGGCUCGGUGGCUGGCUCCCGCGCCCGUGGGGCCGCCGGAAACCGGCGCGGCCUGACCCGCCUGCCCCAGAACCGAGGCGGGUGGAUAGCUCCCCUGAGAAUUCGGGGAGUGACUGGGACAGUGCACCGGAAACCAUGGGAGAUGAGGGAGCUCCCAAGACCAAGGACUUGGGGACACUGAGGAGCUCCAGGGCUGCUCCAGAACCAAUCAGGGAGACCCAAGUUGAGCACUUGGGGAGCAGAAGAACGGAUUCCCUCAAGUGGGACCAGACUGCGGGUGGCACCCAAGAGUCCGGGAGACUGGAAGCCAGAGGAGCCAUUCCAGCAGUGGGGUGGGACCCUGUGGACACAGGUGGCACCAGAAAACCCAGGGCAUCCCCUGAAGGGGGGCUGGGUGCCCCAGGGCCUGAGGCCCCAGUGGAGAAACCUGGCCGGCGCCAGAAGCUGCUGGUCUGGCUGCGAGGGGAACCAGGGGCUCCCCCAGGGGACCCUGAGGAGCGACUGCAGAUUUCCACCAACCUGACCCUGCACCUGCUGGAGCUGCUGGCCUCAGCCCUGCUGGCUGUGUGCUCCCGGCCGCUGCGUGCAGCCUUAGAUGCUCUAGGGCUCCGGGGGCCUCUGGGCCUCUGGCUGCACGGGCUGCUGUCCUUCCUGGCUGCCCUGCAUGGGCUCCACGCCGUGCUGAGCCUCCUGACCGCCCACCCACUGCACUUUGCCUGCCUCUUUGGCCUCCUGCAGGCCCUGGUGCUGGCUGUCAGCCUCCGGGAGCCCAGUGCGGAGGAAGCUGCCACUGACUGGGAAGGCGAGGGGCUGGGCAGGGAGGGCGAGGAGCAGAGGGGAGACCCGGGGAAGGGGCUGGGACCGUAGCGGGGUGGGGACAGCGGGAAGCUAGUGUGGCCUUUAGGAGUGGAGAGCCACAAGCACAGGGACCUCAGGGACAGGGAAGAAACCCCCAAGUGGGAGUGCGCAGGGCCCCCUCCUACCCAGGAGAGAGCAGAGCCAUCAGGGCGUCCGUGUCUGUGGAUGGCGGGGCAUUGCCCUGGGUUCACCAGCUGUUGUUACUCUUUGCUUUUACAUUUCUCCCACUUCUAGUUCUUUCCCUCACCUCUUUUUAAAAAGCCACACACACACAAAGUGUGAUGGUGGAGACACCAGAGGGCCCUUCUACCUUCCCGAGCUCUGCAAGGGUGAAGGAGACCGGGGAGGCAGGGGAGAGCUCUACGGUGAGGGCCACUGGGAGCCCGGAAAUAGAGCCACCUAGGGAGGAGGGAGCUGCCCUAGAAGUGGGGUCUGCUCUGGGUCCACAGGACAAGAUGCCUUCAGGGAAGAUCUGGUGCUCACUGGGGCCGCAGGGAGUGGGACGGUGUGGGCAGCUUAGAAGGGCCGGCAGCCCUGCCGAUGGGCAGAGGGGCUCAGAGCUUGGCGUCCCCACUGGAGGCCAGGGGUUUGCUCACUCAGCAAUAAAUACCCGUGUCACACUAAACCCUAAAUACACCACUACCAUGUGA